Molecule: messenger RNA, 1288 nt
Organism: Scutellospora calospora
Lineage: Eukaryota; Fungi; Glomeromycota; Glomeromycetes; Diversisporales; Gigasporaceae
Source: the annotation of a GenBank genome assembly
AGAUCAUUCUUGUUUAGAGCAUUUAAUCACGUCUUGAAUUUUAAACUUGACCCUCAAGUUAACAAUGAUCUUGACUCUUUUAAAUUGCCUUCUCAGAAAAAAAAUUUAAUUGACAAAAAGUCAAGUUUAAUUUACGGUCAAACCACACUUUUGGCUAUUGAUACUCAAGAAGUUUGUCAACUUUAUCUCUUACUCUUCAAAUUACUUAUCAUGCAAAAACAUGAUAUAAUGAUGAAUUUGACAUACCUUCCACGUCUUGUACCUUCCUUAUGGCAAUUUAUGACGUGUUUAGGCCCUAAAGGGCGAAUGAAAAUUUUCUUGACGGAGUCUGUAGUUAAAGAACCCGAAAAGGAACCACUAUUCGGGAUUUUAGGAACCAUAGAUGAUGAAGAGUUAUAUGAAAUGCAAACUCCCUUUUCAAUUGAACGAGAUUUAAAACCUAUGACAAUAUUCUUUAAUAAAUUUUGUUUUGCCCUUCUUAGUAAUUCACCACCAGAUGGUAAUCCUCCUGUAAUAUUUGAAUCUGCACGAAGGGUACUUCUUCAAUUACAUUUACGUGAUACUAGACGCACAUUUACAGGUCCUGAUAAUAUAUGGCUUCUUAUUAAAGAUCCUAAAAAAUCUUUACCAUUAUCAUUAGCAAAUUUUCUUAAAAAAUCUACUGCAAUUAAUUCAAAUAAUUUAAUGGGAACAUCAUUUUUAGAACGUAUUCGUAAUAAUGAUCCUAUUUCCCUAAAAAUUCUUAAUUUAUUACCUCAUACUAUUCCUUUUGAAACAAGACUCGAUAUAUUUCGUGAAUUCUUACAAAAAAAUGAUCCUUUCAGUAUUGGUUGGUCAGACGUUGUAAUUAAAAUUAGACGUGAUCAUGUGUUGGAGGAUGGGUAUAAACAAUUAGGUGGAUUAACUACAACGCAGAUUAAAGGUCAAAUUCGAGUUAUGUUUGUAAAUGAAACUGGUAUUGACGAAGUUGGCGUGGAUCAAGGGGGUCCGUUUAAAGAAUUUAUUACUCAACUUAUAUCUGAAGCUUUUGAUCCAGAUUGUGGUCUCUUUGCAGUAACUCCUGAUGGUUCUUUAUAUCCUAAUCCACAUUGUACAACUUCAAAAUUACCAUUAUAUACAUUUUUGGGUCGAAUGAUUGCAAGAGCAAUGAAAGAAAAAAUUUUAUUAGAUUCUCAAUUUGCAGAAUUUUUUUUAAGUAAAAUUUCUGGACGAGCUGUAUUUUUAGAAGAUCUUAUUGGAUGGAAUAAUGAAUUAUGGAAGAAUUUAAUAUUUUUAAAGAGAUAUGAUG